CUAGGAUUCGGGGAAAUUCGAGUGCUGGAGACGGGGUGCGCCGUCACCGCGCUUUCUGCAUCGGGUUACGCCAUUCAUCCAGGGUCAUUCAGUUCACCGGUGUAACGAACAUGAUGGCCACUUCACGGGCGCGCGUGCCUCCGUUUUCCUUAUGACCGACCAGCGGCGGCAGCAUCAUCUGCUUGCGGGUUUGGGUUUGUCUCACACCGGGCUGGCGCGGAACCGAUACCACCGUCUGGCGGAGCGUCUGCCAGGCUGAGUCACCGUUGGAGUGUCUGAAGGGUCGAGAGAGAGAGAGUGAAAGUGAAGGAGGAGGCUGAGACGUUACAUCACAACGUGGCAAAGAAAGUGAGAGGAAGAGUGUGAGAGAACAGGAGGGCAGAGAGCGAGACGGGCUAAGGGAGAGUGAGGGAACAGGACAGAUCCACGAGCAAGACAUCGAGCGCUGGACUGACCCUUGAACUCUGACCUCAGGCCCAAAAUGAACGACCAGAACGUAGUGAAAGAGGGAUGGGUGCAAAAGAGAGGUGAAUACAUUAAGAACUGGAGGCCGCGGUACUUCCUGUUAAAGACGGAUGGCUCGUUCAUUGGAUAUAAAGAGAAGCCGCAAGAUGCUGAUUUGGCGUAUCCACUCAACAACUUCUCUGUCGCCAAGUGUCAGCUGAUGAAGACGGAGAGGCCGAAGUCCAACACCUUCAUCAUCAGGUGUCUGCAGUGGACCACUGUGAUCGAGCGCACCUUCCAUGUGGACUCGCCCGAGGAGAGGGAUGAGUGGGUCGAGGCCAUUCAGAUGGUGGCAGACAAGCUGGCCAAACAGGAAGAGGAAGGAAUCCUGUGCAGCCCCAUCUCUCAGAUCGAGAACGUCAACGAGGAGGAGAUGGACACGUCAACCAGUCAUCACAAACGAAAGACAAUGAAUGACUUUGACUAUCUGAAGCUGCUGGGGAAAGGCACGUUCGGGAAGGUGAUUCUAGUGCGAGAGAAAGCCAGCGGCACAUAUUAUGCAAUGAAGAUCCUGAAAAAGGAGGUUAUUAUUGCCAAGGAUGAAGUGGCGCACACGCUCACAGAGAGCAGAGUUUUGAAGAACACUAGGCAUCCGUUUCUAACUUCGCUGAAGUACUCAUUUCAGACGAAGGAUCGUUUAUGUUUUGUUAUGGAAUAUGUGAAUGGAGGAGAGUUGUUUUUUCAUUUGUCGAGAGAACGUGUGUUUUCGGAGGACCGAACCCGUUUCUACGGAGCUGAGAUCGUUUCUGCGUUGGAUUACUUGCACUCUGCCAAGAUUGUUUACCGCGACCUAAAGCUGGAAAACUUGAUGUUGGAUAAGGACGGGCACAUAAAGAUCACUGAUUUCGGGUUGUGUAAGGAGGGCAUCACAGACGCUGCUACCAUGAAGACCUUCUGCGGGACUCCAGAAUAUCUGGCCCCUGAGGUAUUGGAGGACAAUGAUUACGGGCGAGCGGUGGACUGGUGGGGUCUGGGAGUCGUCAUGUAUGAGAUGAUGUGUGGACGCCUUCCCUUUUAUAAUCAGGACCAUGAGAAGCUGUUUGAGCUGAUUCUGAUGGAGGAGAUCAAGUUUCCCAGAACCCUCUCUGCAGACGCCAAGUCUUUACUGUCUGGAUUACUCAUCAAAGACCCCAAUAAGAGGCUCGGAGGAGGUCCAGAUGAUGCGAAGGAAAUCAUGAGACACAGUUUCUUCACAUCGCUGGACUGGCAGGACGUCUAUGACAAAAAGCUGGUCCCGCCGUUCAUGCCACAGGUAUCAUCUGAAACCGACACCAGGUAUUUCGACGAGGAGUUCACGGCGCAGACCAUCACCAUCACCCCUCCAGAGAAGUAUGACGAGGACGGGAUGGACUCGGCCGACAGCGAACGGAGACCACACUUCCCACAGUUCUCGUAUUCGGCCAGCGGGCGGGAGUGAUGUCAUCAGAAACCGCCGUUUAAGGAGCCCUGCGUAGCCAUGCUAGAAAGAGCCCCCCUCUCUCUCCCCCUCCGUUUAAUUGCUGAUAGUCAUAGCGAGUGGUUUUUUGCUGCUUUCUGUUCGUUUUGAUUUUGUUUUUUUUCUUUUUAUUUCAUGUGGGACUUAAAAGGGGUUUUGCACAGUUGGGUGAGACUUGAGCUAGUCGACCCACGUUUAAAAAGUCUUGUACACUUUCAGCUUGUUGUUUACAGAUCAUGGACAGUGUUUUUUGGGAAAUAUGAUCAGUAUUGGUGAAGACCUACAGCAUUUCUUUCUUUUUUUCUUUUUUUUUGCACUUGUUUAAAAGAGCCGUUGUGGGGAACAAACCAAAAAUGUUGCCUUAUGUGUGUGGAUCUCAUCAGACAGACAGACAGACAGACAGGUAGUUGGGGUUAUAUUAGACGCAGCAGCAGAUCCGUUCCUGUGAGGCUCACAAAUGUAAGUUUGUUCCUGAUUUUUCUCACACACACACACACACACACACACACAAACACACACUCUGUCUUGAAGAGUCUUGUUCCUCAUUCAUGCUUUCUGUAAAAGUGAAAUCUAAGAAAGUUGGGGGUGGGGGAUGGGAACGUGUCACAGGACACUAGUGUUAAUAUUUAUAUUUCUUUUUAGUUUUGAUCCUCACGCUCUGAUAUAUGAAGGUUUCAGUUCAAACACUCAACCACACAACAAACUGCCGUUACUGUAAGGUCUCUCAGGCGAUCCAGAGCACAAGUGUGACUCUCAUGACAUGUCUGCGUCAUAUUUCACUGCAAAAUCUCGAUGACAAGUUAAGCAUAUUUUAGCAUCACUUAGAUGGUUUGCAUUGUGACGUUAUUUUUAAGAGUUUCCUCCCAAAUCCGUGUUACCGUAAUGAGAAGAAAUCUCAUUUUCAUUACUGUAAUACAUAACAAUUAUAUUUUAACGCUUUAAGGUUUAAUUUGUAAACAUUAACUGCAUUAGUUACCAUGAACUAAAAAUUCUACAGCAUUUAUUAGUCUUAAUGUUAAUACAGUUGUUAACAUUAAUGCACUGUGAACUAACAUGAACAAACAAUGAACAAUUGCACUUUUAUUAACUAACAUUGACAAAGAUUAUUAAAUGUUGUAAAAAAAAUUAUUGUUCACUGUUGGUUCAUGAUAACUAAUGCAUUAACUACUGUUGACACAUUGUAAAGUGUUGUUAGUAUUUAUUUGACUGACUUUGCUAAUUCAAAUAAAAACGUGAAAAUUAUUUUUAUAGUAAUACGGUAAAAAAAUUAAUGCAAAAUCCAUAAUUACCCUAAUAAUAAAAUAAAUAAAAAAAUAAAGAAAUAAAAAUAAAAAGUAAUGUGAAUUACAAACAUUUGGAUGCAUUUAGUUUUUAAUUUUAAUUUUUUUAAUUUUUAUAUUAUUUUUUGCAUUACAGUAAUGAUAUUUUCCAUACAAA
Pimephales promelas (fathead minnow) is the source of this 3376-nucleotide messenger RNA. RefSeq names its product AKT serine/threonine kinase 3b (gene akt3b). The record is from RefSeq and is a predicted model, not a curated record. NCBI's taxonomy places the organism in Eukaryota, Metazoa, Chordata, Actinopteri, Cypriniformes, Leuciscidae. Gene Ontology annotation, biological process: protein phosphorylation. Gene Ontology annotation, molecular function: protein serine/threonine kinase activity; ATP binding.